Molecule: messenger RNA, 1065 nt
Organism: Fomitopsis serialis
Lineage: Eukaryota; Fungi; Basidiomycota; Agaricomycetes; Polyporales; Fomitopsidaceae
Product: aldolase
Exons: 7
Coding region: 1-1065 (354 amino acids)
Biological process (GO): carbohydrate metabolic process; pentose-phosphate shunt, non-oxidative branch
Cellular component (GO): intracellular anatomical structure
Molecular function (GO): transaldolase activity
Source: RefSeq, a predicted model, not a curated record
AUGGCCGCAUCUAACCUCCUCUCCUACGUUCGCGCCACAGUCACCGUCGAUGUCGACUCUAUGGACCCCGCUGUCGCCGCCCGGCACACAUCAGACACGGCCAAGUUCACCGACAUGACCUCCAAUCAGGCAAUCGUUUGCGGCGAGGCGUCCAAUCCUGACCGCGCCAGCCUACUCGCCGAGGCAUGCGCACUCGCCGCAAAGAAGGACACGGGCGACAUCGAUCUCCAGGUCGACAACGCGCUCGACAUCCUGACGGUCCUGCUCGCAAAGCAGGUGUUCCCGUAUUUGACGGGCCGUGUGCACGCACAAACUGCGCCAGCCGUGGCGUACGAUGCCGAGGGCACGGUCGCACAUGCCAAGAAGCUCCUCGCUCUCUUCGAAGCCCACGGGAUAGACAAGUCCCGCGUGUGCUUCAAGAUCCCCGCCACGCCCGAGUCCAUCAUCGCCUGUGAGCAGCUGGAGAAGGAAGGGAUCCGCACGCUGGCGACCUGCCUCUUCUCCCUCCCGCAGGCCGUCGCCGCCUCCCAGGCAGGGUGUCUCUACGUAGCGCCGUACUUCAAUGAGCUCCGCGUCCACUUCGAGCCCGGUGUCUGGAAGGAGUACGCCAAUACGGCGCAAGAACACCCGAUGUCACCGGUCAUCUCCUCGAUCGUGAAGACCUACAAGGCGAUCGGCUCCAAGACGCUCGUCAUGCCCGCCAGCAUCGUGACAUCCACGGAGGCAGUUGCGCUUGCUUCGCUGCGCCCUGACCACCUCACUUUGGCAGGCGGUGUCCUCGACCAGCUCGCAGCGGCGCAGAGUCCCGCCGAGGGCGCCGACAACCCGAAGCCGAUGUACCCCCAGGUCGACCUGCAGACGCCCCCUGCUGUGGUCAACGGCGCCAGCGAGAACGGUCCCACGGUGGAGAAGACCGACUUCCUCGCGAACAGGGCUGACGCGCUGAGGCAGGCCCUGGCGGCGGACGCGGAGGCCACUCGCAAGCUGGCGGAUGCGCUCAAGAUCUUCGGCGAGAUGGAGCUGAAGACGAAGGACCUCAUCCGCAAACAGCUGAGCGGCUUGUGA